Spirodela intermedia is the source of this 1089-nucleotide messenger RNA. The record is from the annotation of a GenBank genome assembly. NCBI's taxonomy places the organism in Eukaryota, Viridiplantae, Streptophyta, Magnoliopsida, Alismatales, Araceae.
AUGCUCUCCGCCGCCGAUCACCCCAUCAUCCCUCUCCUCACUGCAGCGCCUUGCUUCGUAGAAGACCCCGACCCAACCGCCACCGCCGCCGCCGCCGCCGCCGCCGCCGGCCGCUGCAGGCUCUCCACCGGCAUCAACCUCUGGCAGAACCAGUCGCCGCAGCAGGCGGCGACGUGGGUUCCCCAGAACUCCUUCCCCCUCUCCAAGCCCACCGCCAUGCCCGUGCUCGAUUCCGCCGGCGCCGCCAUGGCCGGCGUCUUUGGUGGCGCUCUCACCGGGAAGACGACGAUGGGAUUCGGUGGCGGCGACGGCGCUCUAUCCUCCAUCGUGACGUGCCAAGAUUGUGGGAACAAGGCGAAGAAGGACUGCGUCUACCGGCGGUGCAGGACCUGCUGCAAGAGCCGGGGUUUCGACUGCCCUACCCACGUAAGGAGCACGUGGGUCUCCGCCGCGCAGCGCCGCGAGCGCCAUGUCUCGUCCUCCGCCGGCAACGACGGCGGCGCCGGCGGCGAACCCGGGUCGUCCGCCUCCACCUCCACCACCAAGAAGCCGCGGCUGGUCUCGUCCAACGACCAGGGCGCCAUCACCAACACCACAUCCACCUCCAACACCACCACGCCCCCUCGCAGCUUCGAGACCUCCUCCAGUCAGCAAGGUAGGGUUGUAGUUCUUCUUUUACUUCGGAGGAUCUUGUUGCUCAUCUGUUCUUCCGCUAUUGUUGCAGAAGGGAGCUUCAGGGACGGCCUUCCAGGGCAGGUAACCGCGCCGGCGGUGUUCAAGUGCGUGAGGGUUACGAACAUGGAGGACGGGGAAGAUGAGUACGCCUACCAAGCGAUGGUGAGAAUCAGUGGCCAUAUCUUCAAGGGCUUUCUCUACGACCAGGGCCCGGCUGAGGACACGGCCGACGCCGCCAAUGACGACGGCCGCGGCAACAGCGACACCAACAACCGAAUCGGCGGCGGCAUCCCCAACAUCUCCGAGCUGCACCUCGGCGGCUAUGGGCGGGGUGGCGGCGCCUCCGAUCUGUACGCCGCCGGACUCGGCGGCGGCCUGAUGGGAGGUACACCCUAUGGGAAACCCAUGAACUGA